Messenger RNA from Echinops telfairi (small Madagascar hedgehog), 1806 nucleotides. It is a transcript of the gene RBM43, whose product is annotated as RNA binding motif protein 43. Gene Ontology annotation, molecular function: RNA binding. The record is from RefSeq and is a predicted model, not a curated record. Lineage: Eukaryota; Metazoa; Chordata; Mammalia; Afrosoricida; Tenrecidae. Bases 28 to 1098 code for a protein of 356 amino acids. The transcript is spliced from 4 exons.
GAUGAAUCGACAGAGUGGGCUGUGACCAUGGCCUCCCGCCUAGGCACAAUUGAAUCGGUUUCGAAUGCUAAGGGGUCUGAAGCGUCUGAAAGAACAAUUGUUGUUGCUGGUCUUCCGGUUGGUUGUUUGCGUGAUCAAUUACUGGCCAAGGUAGUGAAGAUUUACUUCCAAGAUCCUAAGAUUGAGGGUGGAGAUGUUGAAAAUGUGAUAUACCCAACAAGAACCAAGGGAGUUGCAUAUGUAACAUUCAAGGAAAAAACAGUUGCAGCGAAUGUCAUCAGGAAGCGGAAGCACCGCCUAGAAAGGAAGGAAAUUCGUGCUCAACUCACAGUCUCUGGCUUUAGUGAGCAGGUCUUCUGUGCUGUAAAUGCCAUCCUUGACCUUUCAGUCUUUCAGAAUCAAGUUAUUCUAGAAAACCUGAUAAGGGACCUAAAAAAGAAAAUCCCAACUUUAUGCUUUAGCCCUCUGGAAGCCAAUGGAAGAAUCUCUGUUCAAGGAUCAUUUCUGGCCAUCAAGCAGCUCAGAGAAUCUUUGUUGCUACAAGCCAUUGAUCUUUCAGGGAAGAAAACGCCUUCUAGCAGCGAGGAAAAGAAUUGCAGCAGACCAAGCCCCCGAAGGAGCAAACAGGGACAUCAUGCCCCAUUGGAGUCACUCUGGACCUUAGUACCUGAGACAACCAGAAAUGGAGAAACACUUGUUCUCGACACAGAUGUGUUCCUUUACUUGAAAUUCAGGUGCAAGUAUUACGAAAGCACAUUGAAAGAGUGUAAGGUUCUAAGUCAGGAGAUAGUGGAUGGUGACAUCACCACAAUUUGUCUGAAAAAUGCACAGGGUGGGUCUCAGCCACAUGAUGCAAAGCAGGUAAAGCAGCUCCUAGAAGGAUAUGCACAUUCUCUUCAGCGAGACCUUAGAAAAGAAACAUUGGUUCUGGAAGGAAUGGAGAAUGGAGAGAAAAGGGCUCUCCGAUUGGCAUGUGAGAAGCUGCAAGUGAGGUACCCUAAAGUGCUGGUCAAUUGCUAUCGGACACACAUUGACAUUAUAGGGUCUUCCUCUGACACUUACCUAUUUAAAAAACAGGUAAGGAAAUUGACAGGAUGAAAGGUUAGUUAAUAAAAUCUCAGCAACACUAAUGUUAAUAGUUCCUUCCUCAAAGGAACUGGGACCACAUCAUGUACCUGUUGGCAUUGCACAUACCAUCUCAUUUAAUCUACACAACCAACUUUCAUUGUAGGAAUGAUUAUCUUUAGGUUGCAGGAGAAGAAAGUAGGAGUUGGAGACAUUAAAAGACUUUCUGAAAGUUAUAGCGCUCACACGAAUGGGCUGGAACUAGCCCAGGAUGUCUGACGGCAAAGAAUUUCUGAGGUAUAGCACUUUGAAAAGAAGCAAAAUAAAAACAACUUAUUAAACUUGGAAGAAAUCUCAUUUUCUCAGCAGCCCUAAAUUAUUAGAAAAAGAAGUAGACUUGAUUCUAACAUACUAGAAGUUUGAGUGAUUAUUUACCUGCUCUUGACAAUUUCUUAACAUUUACAAAGUAUGUGUUCACUCUAAAUAGGCAAAAGACACUUGAAAUGCUGGGAAGAAGGAAGAUAUUUUUGAGUCAGAUUACCGUCUUGGAAACCCACAGGGGCAGUUCUGCCCUGUCCUAAAGGGUCACUAUGAUUCGAUGGCAUGUGCUUGUUUUUGUCUAAUCAUAACUGUACUAGAGCCCAUUGCAGCAAAAUUUCAGGCCACAAAGUAUUUCACUGCUGUUAAUUUAGCUCAGGCUUGUACAAAAGGUUUGUGCUCAUGUUAUAAAGAAUUUUGAAA